GGAAGUAAGAAAGUGUUUGUUUGUAUUUAUGGGGUUGUUGUUUCUGCAUCCAUGCCACGGAAACCUUCACGAUGAUUCUGAUAAGGAUCAAGAUCACGCUGAUGAUCAGAUUGCACAUCAACUAGAGGAAGAAGUGCAGCCCCUGACAUUGCAGUCUCCAAGCGGCGAGGUGGACGACUCUCAAAUUCUGCCAGACGAAAACGAUGUCGUGGUAGACAAACGGUUGUCUGAUGAAGACGAUGAUGGCACGGCCAGGCGUGUAGAUAACACUUUUCCAAAUUCCGAUGUGUAUUCUACAGGAGGGAGAAAUUUUUAUUCAUACCAGGUUUUCAAUAUUGACGGCGAAAAAGUGCAGUUAAGAAAAUACAGGAAUAAGGUCAGUUUGGUCGUCAACGUUGCCAGUGAGUGUGGAUUUACUGAUGGUCAUUACAAAAGUCUUGUGAGAAUGCAGAGUAUGUUGGGAGGAACCGGGAAAUUCAAUGUCUUAGCGUUUCCUUGUAACCAGUUUGGUGCCCAAGAACCAGGGAAUAAUAAUGAAAUAAAGAAUUUUGCUGAACAAAGGUACCAGGUGAACUUUCCCAUGUUUUCGAAGAUACAGGUUUUGGACUCAAACAUUCCUGAAGCAUGGAAGUAUUUAGAGGAGAAAUCUGGGAAAGUGCCAAACUGGAAUUUCUGGAAAUAUCUGGUAAAUGACGACGGAGAUGUUGUGGAUGCUUGGGGCCCAUGGACAUCAGUAGAGGACAUAUUUGAUCAAGUCAAGGCUGUUGUAGACCGUAUAUCUAAACCAAAGGACCCAGAAUUACCAAAUGUAGUAACACAAGAUAGAACUGAGUUAUGAUCCUUUGGUGUGUAAAUGUAUCAUAUUUAGUCUCAUGAUAAAUAAGAUCGGUGUUCUGGCAAUAGCACUGACACAGGUCAACUUGCACUUGUGGACUUGAGUUGUCCAAGGGUAUGUCCUGUGAAUAAUGUGCAGGGUGUGUUGUUGUCUGGAACAUUUUUCAGCCGUAGGCACUUUGGAGCAGUGCUGGUUUUUUCAGCCCAUGCAAUCCAGAUUCCCCAGCUCCAUUGACCUGAGGGCCUGUGUGGCAGUUAGUUGUUGACGGCACACUGACAUGUAGACCUACAUGAAGUUCACAGGAGGCCAUUUCCCUACCACCAAUAUGGCAGCUUGGAACAAUUUUUCAGGAUAACUUGCCAAAGGUUGAUGGUUUUUUCCGAGCAGUCCAGUUCCCUCCACCCUUAAAACUGUCUGUCAUCAUAUAGGUAGAAAAUCCUUGAGUGUGGCGUCGCACAACAACCCAAGAAAUCAAUGUCAGUCUGUCUUAAGAGAGAUUCAAUACAUGUAUGGCGGACAAACUGUGUUCAACUUCGGUUGUUUUGCUAAGAUAACAGUGUGUCAUAUUUAUUUAUUUGUUUGAUUGGGAUUUUACACCUUACUCAAGAAUAUUUCACUUAUACGACGACGCCAGCAUUAUGGUGGGAGGAAACUGGGCACAACCCGAGGGAAACCCACGACCAUUCAUCGGUUGCUGCAGACCUACCCACGUGCGGCCGGAGAGGAAGCCGGCAUGAGCUGGACUUGAACUCACAGCGACUGCGUUGGUGAGAGACUCCUGGCUCCAAGUGUACACUCUAUUGCCUAGUCACAUCAUGUAGCCUGAUCCCUAAAUACAUGUAACUUGAAAAUGAGCUGCAAACACGAAUGUUGCAGAAAUGACCUACAUGUACAAACUGCAAUACAUUUCAGGUAUUGUUGGCAUGAUACAGCACAAGUAGAUCUACGUAUAUUAACUUGCCAGAAUAAGUCCAAAGUCACACAUUAUUAUAAUGUGAAAGUGAUCUUCAGGAUACUAUACAAUACAUAACCUUUUGAGCACUGUAUGAAGCCUGUUUUGAAGGAUUAUGUCAAGUUUUUUGUAUUGUGAUACAUGUAUUAAAACAAUAAUUGAAAUAUAUUUUGCGAUAAACUCUCCAAAAAUAUCCCCAGCCUUAAAGAAAUUCCUUGUAGAAGAAAUAAUCUAAGCAAAUGCCAGGUGUGUGUUGUUUGCAGGUGUGGUCCUUUUUGCAUUAUCAAUUAAUUUGAUAAAAUCUUUUUAUUUUUAACAUUCAUUUUAUUUUAUUAUACAUAUUAAAGUUGGCAUCUGCAUGUACAUCACUAAUUUCAUUAGGUAUCAUCUGUUGGUGAGAAAUUAUUUUUUAAAAUGGUUUAUUUGCACCAUUGACAAAUUUAUCAGAUAUUUGUAAGGAUAUCUUGUUUGUUGAUUGUUAUUGUUAUGGUCGUUAUGACUCAAAUUGUGCACAUGUUUUACUUAUUUGCUUUUAAUUAAACACAAUCGUG
Molecule: messenger RNA, 2338 nt
Organism: Liolophura sinensis
Lineage: Eukaryota; Metazoa; Mollusca; Polyplacophora; Chitonida; Chitonidae
Product: glutathione peroxidase 7-like
Exons: 4
Coding region: 29-838 (269 amino acids)
Biological process (GO): response to oxidative stress
Molecular function (GO): peroxidase activity
Source: RefSeq, a predicted model, not a curated record